Molecule: messenger RNA, 975 nt
Organism: Cyphellophora europaea CBS 101466
Lineage: Eukaryota; Fungi; Ascomycota; Eurotiomycetes; Chaetothyriales; Cyphellophoraceae
Exons: 1
Coding region: 1-975 (324 amino acids)
Molecular function (GO): hydrolase activity, acting on carbon-nitrogen (but not peptide) bonds, in linear amides
Source: RefSeq, a predicted model, not a curated record
AUGGAGUUUACAACUGCCGACGCUGUGAAGAUUGCCUCAGUCCAGUUCGAGAACGCUUCCGGCGACAAGGCCGUCAACCUCGAGUUCAUCCGCCGUCUCACUCAAGCUGCAGUCGCACGAGGCGCCCAAGUCGUCGCCUUCCACGAAUGCUCCAUCACAGGCUACACUUUCGCGUCCCGCCUCUCCAAAGACGAGCUCCUCGACGUCGCCGAGCCCAUUCCAGCCGGACCCAGCACGCAAGCCCUCAUUCAAAUAGCGCGGGAGCACAACAUCGUCGUCCUAGCCGGCCUCUUCGAGAAAGACGCCGGCCACCGCAUCUACAACACCUACAUCUGCGUCUCCUCCUCCGGUCUGCACGCCAAGUUCCGCAAGCUCCACUCUUUCAUCUCCGCACACCUCUCCCCCGGAAUCGAAUACGUCGUCUUCGACCUCCCCAUCGCCGGCUCUUCUUGGAAAGCCGGCAUUCUGAUCUGCUACGACAACAAUGUGGUGGAAAACGUGCGCGCAACCGCCCUCCUCGGCGCCGAAAUCAUCUUCAUGCCCCACGUCACCAUGUGUACCCCUAGUAGCCGCCCCGGAGCCGGCUUCGUGGACCCCAAACUGUGGGAGCGUCGACACGUGGAUCCAACGACGCUGCGCGCCGAAUUCGACGGCCUGAAGGGGCGAGCCUGGCUGAUGAAGUGGCUCCCAGCACGCGCGUACGACAGUGGCGUUUUUGUCGUCUUCAGUAAUCCGAUAGGCAUGGAUGACGACCAGUUGAAGAACGGGUGCGCCAUGGUGAUCGAUCCGUUUGGGGAUGUGUUGGAUGAGUGUCGGGUUCUGGGCGAGGGCAUGGCUUUGGCGGUGUGUACGAGGGAGAAGCUGAGGUUGGCGGGUGGGUGCCGGUAUCGAGAGGCGAGGCGCGUGGAGCUGUACAGGGAUGUCAUUGGAAAGGAGCAUAGGGCGGAGUUGAAUGUGAGCUGGUUGGGGAAGUGA